AUGCGCUCUUGCUCUAUCGAGGACGAGUAUACAGUGAUUACGGACCUUUCUAGUGACUUGCGCUUAAAGACACACUUGGUGAGAUCUAAAGAGACCCAGGAAACGCGCAUGUGCCGCGGAAUAGAAUAUCUAUAUCACACCAAAUCCGCGCGCGCAGACCUUGAGGAUGCGCUUUACGAUAUGCUGCGGGUGCGCUGUCCAUACAUUAUCCACUAUACUGAUGUAUAUAACGAGGAAGGCAGCAAACGCUAUAUGGCUCUUUUGAGCUACAACUACAAGUGCACCCUCGAAGACUAUUUACGCGAGCAGCAAGCCAAGGGGGAGACAAUCUCUGAGUCUAUGCUCUGGGCGAUCCUUGUGAGAAUCGUCAAGGCCUUGCGCUACCUUCAUGACCCUGCUAAACAUGGCGGGCGAGUCAUCGUUCACCGUGAUGUCCGUCCGAGCAAUAUGUAUAUGGCGGACGACUCGACGGUGUACCUGGGUGACUCAAUCUUCUGUAGCUCAUACACGUACCCGGGUAGCCAUGUGGUUGGCAGCGCUCUCACUAACAUGGCCUAUGCACCCCCUGAGAUGAUGACCAGUGAUGUGUAUACGACGGCGUAUGACAUAUGGUCCCUUGGAUGCUCUCUGUACGAACUGGCUACGGGCGCUAAAUAUUCGGAGAUCGUUAAGACAGCCUUCCCGGGGCUAAGCUACCUGCAAGCUCUUGAAAGGUUACAGAUGCAGGCCCUGGUGAUUCCAGGUUAUUCAGAAAGCUUCUGCGUCAACUUACAAAGAAUGCUGCACGUCGAUCCGACUGAAAGGCCGACAGCUGCAGGCCUGCUAAGCCUUAGCGGGUCUAACACAUCCAGUUUAGCAAACAGUCUAUCGAAUUGCCCGGAUUUGUGCUAA
Molecule: messenger RNA, 891 nt
Organism: Giardia duodenalis
Lineage: Eukaryota; Fornicata; Diplomonadida; Hexamitidae
Product: Kinase, NEK
Exons: 1
Coding region: 1-891 (296 amino acids)
Biological process (GO): protein phosphorylation
Molecular function (GO): ATP binding; protein tyrosine kinase activity
Source: RefSeq, a predicted model, not a curated record